Messenger RNA from Trypanosoma theileri, 1551 nucleotides. RefSeq names its product putative zeta tubulin. Gene Ontology annotation, biological process: mitotic cell cycle; microtubule cytoskeleton organization. The record is from RefSeq and is a predicted model, not a curated record. Gene Ontology annotation, cellular component: microtubule; cytoplasm. NCBI's taxonomy places the organism in Eukaryota, Euglenozoa, Kinetoplastea, Trypanosomatida, Trypanosomatidae. Gene Ontology annotation, molecular function: GTP binding; structural constituent of cytoskeleton. The transcript has a single exon. Bases 1 to 1551 code for a protein of 516 amino acids.
AUGGCGAUAGUGGUAGUACAAGUUGGACAGUGUGGAAAUCAACUGGGUGAUGAGCUAUGGAGACAAUUAUCACUAGCCACUAAUAACGGUGCCGUUCCCUCUCCAUUUUUCACGCAACAUCCACGAAAGGCACGUUGUGUGUUAAUAGACUCUGAACCCAAAGUUGUGCGUGAUGUUUACGCCCAUCAUAGUGAGAUUAUGCGAAGUGAGAAUGUGAUCUCUGGUCAGUCUGGCCGUGGGAAUCACUGGGCUCUUGGUUAUUAUGGCGUAGAUGAUCCUAUGAGUCGACGCUCUGCAGAGAAUGCCGUGGUCUCUCAACCCUUUCAAGUUGUAAAGGAUCAACGACGAAGUGAUAAUUGUGUUUUGCGGAAUGCGCUUCGUGCGAUUUACGCAGAAACCCGCCGUACAAGUGAUGCGUUGGAGUUUGAGGCCAUUGUUGUUUUACACAGUCUUGCAGGCGGAACUGGAAGUGGAAUGACAACAAGAUUAUUAGAAAAGAUUCGAUAUUAUUUUAUUGAACCGUUAGAAGAAGAAAACAACAACAACUCAGGAAGAAGAGGAGGAGGGGGAGGAGGAGGAGUAAUUGAUGAGAUGGAAGAAGUAGAAAUGAUGCGACGUGAUGGAUUAGAUGGAAUGUUAAUGGAAAAGAGACGGGCAUCUUAUCUUAUCACAAUAACAGUAACGCCGCAGAGUGUUGGGGAACUCUCUACACAAGGUUUAAAUGCCGCUCUCACACUUCAUGCAUUGCAAGAGAAUGCAGAUGCGGUAUUACUAUUACGUAAUGAUGAUGUAUUUAAUCAAUAUGAAGAGUCUUUACUUACAGGGCGAUCUCGACACAAUGGAACUGUAAACUCAUCAUUAUCAUCUUCUUCUUCUGCGGUAUCUCCAUUAGGAUUAUUUAUAAAACCAUGUUUGACGUUUAAAGAGGCAAAUGAAGUAUUUGUAACUCUUCUUCUUCCUAUUUUUAUGUAUGGUAGAAGUGCUAAUGCCAUUGGUGAACUUGUGAUGAAAUGUUCACCCAAUCAUCGAGAGAUGAAUAAUAUCUUAACCAUUCUCCCUAUUCCUCAACGACAAUAUUUACGAUAUAAACAAUCGGUUGUACUCUCACGUUUCUAUCGUCUUCAGGGAUCCAAACAACACAUGCCUGGCGUCUGUCCAAAUGUACCUCUGGAGUUAAUACACACAGCCAAGUCCUUACGAGAUCCAGAUUUGGUUUAUUCGGAAGAAGAUGUGCAGAUACCAAAGAUGUUACUUCCAACUAUUUCAACAUCAUCAUCAUCAACAUCAACAUCAACAACGAGAACAACUUCACGAAAGACGGCUGUUGGUCCAUCUGCAUUAUUACUUCAAAACAUGGAAGGUGUUUUGGUGAUGAAUGAGGCACGUGAAUUAAAUGCGAGAGUGUUAUUUCCUCUUUUACGAUCGGCUGCAUUGAAAGUGAAGGCAGGAGCUUUUAUGUCAACUUUUCUGGAUAUUGGAUUUACGGCAGAGUGUAUUGAGGCAGCUAUUCAUGAGGUCGCUGAGAGACUUGCAGAUGCUGAGGAUGUUUGA